GACGUUACCGAGCCAGAUAAAACACCGAACGGCUUCACGCGGACGCAUCAGACAGUCCGUCCGCGCGCACAGAGCGACAGCAGCAGCAGCCGCAGCUCCCGUAGACACCGACUCGCGUCUCAUUGAUACAUUCUGGGUGUUCAAUACCGACGAGAACGAUGGUCUGAACAGAUUUAGGCGAUCAAUUCGUGAAUGUAAUUCCAUUACAUUCAUCUGAUCAGCGCGCGUAAAGGGCCGCUCUGGUUUUGCCGUCUCCUCAGUCGCCUUCUCUCUGAGAGAUUCAAGUGCCCAUGCGAUUCUUCAGACUCACCUUUAAGUGUUUCGUGGAUUGUUUUUGAAGGUGCUGUUUCAAAUAGGUGUCAUUGUCUUUUAUGGUCUAUUAUUUCAUUUCCAAACGCGUUUUUUGAUCAAACAAACCAAUAAUACCGUUGCCAAUUACGCCGAGAGAAUCAAACUGCCAUCCCUUGUAACCGUUUGACAUCGAGGAGAAACGGAAAAUACAUUCGUAAAUAAUAACACUGCUGGUUUUAUUAAAUAAAAGGAUAAAGGACCAGAUCCUGUGCACCUGAAGACGAACAAACGGGACAUCUUGGUGUGAAUAGAAGAAACUGACUUCAUCCAAGAACAAUAAGAGAUCAAAUAUUAAUUUUUGACUGCUGAUUUAAGCCCUUCUCGAGUCUCGUGAGGAGGUUCGUUUGCUUUGUUUACACGAGAGAUGGAGAAAUCCUCUCUGGACGCAGACUGCUGCGCCCUGAACUCGGUCCUGGUGGAGGAGAAGAAGGGCCAUCUCAUUCCCAAUGGAAACACGCAUCAAGGCGUCAAUGGGACCCUCAACGGCGGGCCCAUAUCAGCCGCCGCUGGAGCCAUAUCGUCGGCGGCGGCGGAGAAGAAGCAGGGCUUCCCCGAGCGAGAGACGUGGACCAGACAGAUGGACUUCAUCAUGUCCUGUGUGGGGUUCGCCGUGGGGCUGGGGAACGUCUGGCGCUUCCCGUACCUGUGCUACAAAAAUGGUGGAGGAGUGUUCCUCAUUCCCUAUGUGUUGUUCAUAUUUCUGGGAGGCAUUCCGAUAUUCUUCCUGGAGAUUGCGCUGGGUCAGUUUAUGAAGGCUGGAAGCAUCAAUGUGUGGAACAUUGCACCUCUUUUUAAAGGACUUGGCUACGCCUCCAUGGUGAUUGUGUUCUUCUGUAACACGUACUACAUCAUGGUACUUGCCUGGGGUUUCUACUACUUGAUAAAGUCCUUCAAUUCCACGCUGCCCUGGUCCACCUGCGACAACCCGUGGAACACCGAAAACUGCAUCGAGAUCUUCCGCCACGACGACUGCCAGAACGGCACCAUUGGCAACUCAACAUUUGGAAACCUGACGUGCGAAGAGCUUGCUGACGGGCGUUCCCCUAUCAUUGAAUUCUGGGAUUUUUGUCUUCGACAGAUUGUGUAUGUCACUGCCACGUUCCCGUAUGUGGUCCUGAUUAUUCUCCUGGUGAGGGGCGUCACACUUCCUGGUGCUUAUGAUGGGAUCAUGUACUAUGUUAAACCUGAUUGGUCUAAGCUAGGAGAGGCACAGGUCUGGAUCGAUGCUGGUACUCAAAUCUUUUUCUCCUAUGCUAUCGGGCUCGGGGCCCUCACGGCCCUCGGCAGCUAUAACCGAUUCAACAAUGACUGCUAUAAGGACGCUUUUGUUCUGGCUCUUAUUAAUAGUGGCACCAGUUUCUUUGCUGGGUUCGUGGUCUUCUCCAUCUUAGGUUUCAUGGCAUCCGAGCAAGGUGUGGACAUCUCUAAAGUGGCUGAAUCAGGUCCCGGUUUGGCAUUCAUAGCGUACCCUAAAGCUGUUUCUCUGAUGCCCGUGGCUCCGGUGUGGGCUGCCCUAUUCUUCGUCAUGCUGCUACUGCUGGGACUGGACAGUCAGUUUGUUGGUGUGGAGGGUUUCGUAACUGGCAUUCUUGAUCUUUUCCCUGGAAAGUAUUACAUGCGCUAUCAGCGUGAAAUCGCUGUGGCGAUCUGCUGUUUAUUAUGCUUCAUUAUAGAUCUCUCCAUGGUUACACAGGGAGGGAUGUACGUCUUCCAGCUUUUUGACUACUACUCAGCCAGUGGAAUGACCCUACUGUGGCAAGCAUUCUGGGAAUGCGUGGUUGUCGCGUGGGUUUAUGGUGCUGACAGGUUCAUGGACGAUAUUGCCCGUAUGAUCGGUUACCGGCCAUUCCCGUGGAUGAAGUGGUGCUGGUCCAUUAUAACUCCAUGUGUUUGCAUGGGUAUCUUCCUAUUUCACCUGCUGAACUACAAGCCUCUGACCUACAACAAUGUGUAUGUGUACCCGUGGUGGGGAGAGGUGAUCGGAUGGUGUCUGGCUCUCUCCUCCAUGCUCUGUAUCCCCGUUAGCCUUUUGUACAAGCUCGCUGGAGCCAAGGGAACAUUCAGAGAGCGUUGGGAAAAUCUGACCAAACCAGUGUGGGGAGCCCAUCACCUCGAAUACAUGGCCCCUGACACUGAAAUUAAAAGCCUGGCCUCUCUGUCUCCUGGAACGGAGGAGAACAAGGUGAUCAUUUUUGAGAGUGUUAUGUAGGUCAAAGGGAAAGCUCCCUCCGAAGGCAAGCUGGUUGAAGAAAUCGUCAGUAUUUUUUUUUUUUUUACAUUUGAUGGAAUUCUGCAUCAUCUUACAGUCUUAAAACAGCUGAUGGAAAUUGACGGUUACUUUUUGUUUCAUCAUACUACAGAUCCUCUAGCAGAUGCUCUUCCACCUGUUGAAACUGCAAACUAUAUACAUGAUUUUUAAGAAAAAUUAUGUGCAAAGUUUAUUGCAGAUAUCAAGAUUUGCAGGACAAAAUCAGCAUGUCUUUGGAGGGGACAGUAUAGUGUAGCCUAUAACAUUAUUUCACAGAGCGGCAGAAUUCCCACAGGCCACUUUCCUGAACGUGAUAUGGGUCUCUUUGCACUGACACGAGAAUCAAAUCUGAGCAAAAAGCACAUGGUUAAAAUGAAGCAAAAUGAAAAAAAAAAAAAAAGGAUUUACAAAUGCAUCCUUGACUUAAAUUGGCCCAAUACACAUAUACACACACGAUAUUCUCAAAUUCAUAAAAUCUCAUGCAUAUGUAAAUUAAAAUAAUGUACGCUUCAAUAAACAGUGUUGCAUUUAACUGAUCAGCAAACAUAGAUACAGAUGUAACAAUCAAACUAAAUGUGUCUUUGCAGAUUUCAUGUCAAGAAGGCCACAUGCAGUUGCCAAAUGAUGAAAACUAAUUUCUGUAGCUUUCUUUUGAUGUGUCUUCGUCUGAGACAGGUGACCUCAAUUCCUGGUGCGUGAUAUCACAGCAUUUACUGGAAGUGCCAAACAGAGCGCGACUUCCCAUCUCUGCUCAGGCUUGUCAGGAGAUGGUUUUGGUUGCCAUAAAUAAAAUCAAUAUCUUCCUAGUUCAUCUGAAAUGUACUGUGUGCUCGAUCUAUCCUGCACAUCAAGAGAUGCGUGUUUGGAAACAUCUAGAGAGUUUUUAGCAGACACAGGCAGGAUUUCAACUGAAGAAGUGGCACUUUUUUAAGGUGCUUGUAGGGCCACACAAUUAAUCGAAUUUCUAAUCGCGAUUACAAUUAUGGAUGCCACAAUUACGUAAUCGU
Sinocyclocheilus anshuiensis is the source of this 3606-nucleotide messenger RNA. It is a transcript of the gene slc6a8, whose product is annotated as solute carrier family 6 member 8. The transcript has 12 exons. The record is from RefSeq and is a predicted model, not a curated record. Gene Ontology annotation, molecular function: gamma-aminobutyric acid:sodium:chloride symporter activity. Gene Ontology annotation, cellular component: plasma membrane. Gene Ontology annotation, biological process: amino acid transport; nitrogen compound transport; sodium ion transmembrane transport. NCBI's taxonomy places the organism in Eukaryota, Metazoa, Chordata, Actinopteri, Cypriniformes, Cyprinidae. The coding region runs from base 716 to 2560 and encodes 614 amino acids.